AUGGACGGUCGUCUAAUACGCAUGGUUCGGGAGCGUGCGGCGGAGCAAGCACCCGCGAGCGGCCAGCAAGGAGGAAUCGGUGAAGGAGGAGCUGAGCACAAGGCUCCUGGUGCCGUGGGCAUUGAUGGAGGAGCCGUUGCACCGACCAUUGACACGGGAAUGAUCGGGGCGAGCUACGGCCAAUUCAAGUUUGGAGCACAUCUCCGUAACGCCGCUGCUGGAGGGAAGGCACGACCUUACCGCACCCAGCUAGCCCAACUCAGGAAGGGAGAUGAUGAGACGGCGGAAUCCUACUGCAAUAGGGCCCGCACCAUCCGAGCGGAGCUGCUGACCAUUGGACAGGAGGUCCACAUGGCCACGUUUGCCGCUCACGUGCUGAAGGGUCUGCCACCAGAGUACGGGUUCCUUCGCCGCAAGCUAGACAUCUCCAGCCCCGACAUGACGGUGGAACGUGUGUGCAGCGAGGUGUUGAUGGAAGAGCAGACUCUCUCCAUCAAACAUAGUUACAAGCAGAUCACCAGCGAUGCAUCUGCUUUCUCGGGAGCUGUCAACACGGUCGUGGCUACAAUGGGGGUCAACAACGGGAAGGAAGGAAAAGGGGGGAAGGAGCAGACGGACAAGAAGAAGGAUGGCAAGCGGGAAAAGAAGCGAGGCUCCUUCAAGGGGCGCUGCUACAACUGCAAUGAGGAGGGGCACAUGGCUGCCAAGUGCCCCAACAAGAAGGAGACGGGAAGGGCAUGGCGCUCACCGUCGCGUCUCUUGGACAAGGGAGCAAAGCUGCAAACCGAGGAAGGUGUCACUCGCAUCAUCGCAUCAGGAGGUCAAGUGGCUGCAACGGCACGAUACCGCCAUCGCCUUCACUGCCUUGACCUGAAACCGGGGCCAGCAAGGAACGGUGCAACGGCUGCAGCGGCAUGCAACUGGACGGCGGCUGCAGCGGCAUGCACCGAUAUGGCGGGUGGAGCGGCGAGCAACGGCACAGGGGCUGCAGUGGCAUGCAACGGCACGGCGGCUUCAACGGCAAGCAACGGCACGGUGAAGGAGAUUGCUGAUGUGGCGUCAGGCAAGCCGGAAGCUAAUGAUGGAGCGGCCAGCCUCAAGACUUACGUGGUGGGCUCCAAGGCAACGCCCAACCUGUGGCACGCUCGCCUUGGACACGUCCACUUUGAUGCGGUGAAGCGGACAGCCAUGAGCGGUGGCGUGUUCGGUAUGGACCUGGAGAAAGGAGGUGAGGAUAUGCCGAGCACCUCCUGCCAUGAAGCCAAACUCACUCGCGAAUCAUUUCCGCUGCACAACGAGCGAGAGGAGCAAGUUCUUGGGCUGCAAGGCACCUACUGCACCUCCUCCUUUCGGUCCACCUCCGUUGCUGAUUCGGCGCCCGUGGGACCAGAAGAUGGUCCCCUUGAGGAUGGAGGCGAUACGGCCGAUCUUGAGGCGGACGGAAGAGUCGCAGUGGAUGAGCAGCCGCCAGUGGCUCAUGCGCAUGAGCCGUCACUUACAGCUCCUCCCAUCCAGCCCAUUCCACAACCCCCACGUCGCUCCAGCAGGCCUAACAAGGGGGUGCCACCCGUUCGGUUCCAGCCCUCAGCCCUGACGGCCCAAGAUGCGGACGAUGAGGAGAACCCGUACAACAUGGCGUACCUUGCUGAAGACGACUGCGAUACGGACAGCGAUGACAAAGGGGAGUACCCGGACGAGGAUGAGGAGGAGGAAGGCGCUUGGGGAGGUGUCAUCCUCGACCUGGCAGCUGCGUUGACCCGACCUGGCAGCUGCGCCCUAUACUACAAGGAUGGGGCGAGCGGGAAGCGCGUGUGGCUGCUAAUUUACGUGGAUGACCUGCUAGCGGCAAGUGAAGACAAGCAGCUGUUGCAGGACUUGAAGGAACUGCUGGCCAAGGCGUUUCAGCUCCGUGAGGUGGAGCCAGUGGAACGCUACCUGGGGCUGCAGAUUGUGCGCAAUCGCCCCAACAAGACACUCCUCCUGCAUCAGAAUGCGUACGUGACGAAGGUGCAGCAGCGGUUCUUCAAGGGGGCGCCACCGAAGAAGCAGCCCAUCACCCCUCUCUCCUCCGCCAGCUUUGCCAAGCAGGAUGCCGGGAAAUUUGCCGACCAAACCAUGACCGAGUACCAGACAGUUUCUGCUAAGGCGCUGGUUAUGGUGCACACGAUUUUCGAACUGGAGACCUUUUGA
Closterium sp. NIES-65 is the source of this 2190-nucleotide messenger RNA. The record is from the annotation of a GenBank genome assembly. NCBI's taxonomy places the organism in Eukaryota, Viridiplantae, Streptophyta, Zygnematophyceae, Desmidiales, Closteriaceae.